Messenger RNA from Canis lupus familiaris (dog), 5060 nucleotides. It is a transcript of the gene AXDND1, whose product is annotated as axonemal dynein light chain domain containing 1. The record is from RefSeq and is a predicted model, not a curated record. Lineage: Eukaryota; Metazoa; Chordata; Mammalia; Carnivora; Canidae. The coding region runs from base 260 to 3376 and encodes 1038 amino acids. The transcript is spliced from 25 exons.
ACAUUCUUUGCAUAGAUGCAUCCUCGUUCUAAUAGCCAGGAAGUCCUCUCUUCUUCCAUGCUCUAGCUCUAGCCACCUCUUCUGCAGGGCCAGAGGAGUGGGAAGGGGGAGAUUGCUUCAGAAAUAAGAUGUGCCCCUCCCUGUUUCUUGGAUCAAGACGCGCGGCAGCGUUGCCAAAUGCGAGGACACCGCUGGCUUGUUUCUAAGUUGACUUUCCGGAGCGAUAUUUCAAGUGACUAAAGAGUGGUGGGAGACCUUGAUGGUUAUGUCUCUUCCGAAGACGCCCUCCACGUUCCUAACCUCCGUGCCCGCACCUGAGGGCAAAACGUUAAAGGUGUCUGCCUCCAAGGAGGAGACGGGACUUCCUGAACUAAAGGAGAAAAAAAGUAUAGUGGAUCAUCCUAAACCCCUCCCAACAUCCCUUCAGAAUGAGUUCAUCCCUGAGGAAGUUCUUCUUUCUUUGACCUGUACAGCCAAUGCUGGUCCUUGUCCUGAAAACUUACUGCCUCCUAAGAAAAUUAAAACCCCAAAGGGUACUCUUCCGCGUCCUGCUGACCAAGUCUGGUAUCACCCUAUUCGAAGAAAUAAGUUCAAAUACCUGAUUGACCAUCCUGUUUCCCUAACUGGUGCUGGAAGGGAUAUUUCUUUUCUGUACGAUGUUAAAUAUGUUAAAGGAAAGGCCAGGGAGAGUUUACUUUGUCCCCCACGUAUGGAACAUUCAUUACAGUCACAUGAUGGUGUCAUUGUGCCUCAUAAACCAAAGAAACUAACGGAUACCUUGCUUCCUGAAGAAUUUCAUAUUGUGUCAAAUACAGGAGUUGCAGGUUUGGAGUGUUAUGAUGACAAAUAUACUACUCUCCUCACAGAUAGUGAAAACAGGCUAUUGCUCUUCCCAUCCAUGAAACCUAAUAAAAGAGUAGAAGUGGUCCAGCUGAAUGAUGUGAUGGAUGCUAUGCUAGAGAGGGCUGGUGUGGAAAAUCAGGAAUAUACAGGGCCAACUAAGAUGCACGAACUAUUACAUAUAUUGAAGAAGGAACAGACCAUUUACAAUACGGUAUUUCAUGAACUUAUUCGACAAGUCAGUGUGGACUGUGCAGAUAGAGGAGAACUGCUGUCCAAAAUCAGAGAGCGGUAUGUACAAAUGCUUGACCAAAUUGCCCGGCAGAUGAUUGAUUUCUACAAAGACUUGGUAACUCAGCGAAUGAUGGACCAGCGCAUCUUAGAAGAACUAUACAAUUUUAAGAAUGUUAUUGAAGAACUGACCAGGGAGCUGUGUCUGGUUCGGGCACAUGACAUGAAAUUAACAAAGGAAGCAGAGAAGGCCCACAAGGAUUUAGCACAAGCUCUUCUAGAUGCUGAAAAGAAUGCUAAGAUUGUAGAAGAAUACCAUGAUUUAUACACAUUGCAAAGAGAAAGGAUGGAAUGUGAUAUUAAACAGUUAAUGGCAGAAAGAGAUCUCUGGAGCUCAGCCACAUAUGAAUUGGCCCUAAAGGUAAUUGAAAAAAAUAGAGUCAUAUUGGCUAAAAGACUUUACCUCAAUGAAAAAGCUUGGAAUAAAUUUGCUAAGCAUUUCAUCAUACUGCUGUCAACCAAGGACACUGCAGACCUUGCACUACUGCACAAGUUGACACAGAAAUGGAGAAGCUUAAUGAAUAAAUAUAAAAAGGAAGUGGAACAAAAUGAAGAGUCUACAAGGGAGAAAUUGCAAACUGUUAAGGAUGGCCUUAGCAAAUGGCAGGAGUUACUCAGAAAUGAGAGUAGAAGAGACACUUUCUAUCCUAGUAAAGAAAAUAUAUUUGAAUCAGUCCUUCCAGACUUCAACCAGUGGCAAAAGAUGUUGAAUGAAGAUAAAGACAAAUUUACUGGGGAUUUUCUAAUGUCAAAAUAUGAUUCUCUCAAGAUUAUUAAACAUUUACAGGAAAAUUGGAUAGAUAUUGGAUUUGGGAUAUUGGGUCGCCAUAAAAGUAUGGAGGGGGAGAUGCCACCAGAGCAACAGCAUAUGAAAGAAAUUGCAAAAACCAUAGGAAGACUCUACAAAGAAUUUGAAAUAAGAAUAAAUGGGGAUAAUGGUAUCUCUAAAAUUCUUCCAAAUUUGGUUUGUUCUCUUGAAUUCUGUUCUUUCAAAUUGGCAAGUGUCCUGGAGUUUCCUGAAAUGCUUCUUGAAGAAUGGCAGGGACUUAAUGAAAAAGUUAAUGAAAUGAAAUCUCAGUUGGAUGCAGCAUUAAACAUUAUUGGUACCGUUCCUCAGUAUAUGGAUAUGGAUUCUGGCUCAGUACUCCAAGCACAAAUAUUUAACAUGAUUCAACAAUGGCUUUUGAAGAUAGGCAAUGAGAUUAACAAUGGUAACAUUGAACUUCAGCGCCACAUAGAUGAAUUGCACAUAUCUAUGAUCCAGUGGAUGGUAAACUUGCUGAUUUUAAUGGUGCCUGACUUUAUUGACCAAGACACUCUCCCAAAUUUGAAGAAGGAAAGUACUGAGAAACAUGAUCUAGGAGUUGCACAGUUAGAGCUAGACGCGAUUGCACUGACCAGAAAGUUGGCAAAAUAUUCCAGCUAUUUGAACAGUUGUUGCAAAGGGCUGGUAACAGCGAUCGCUCUGAAUAAAGCAGGUCACUUAGAAAAAAAUCCUACUAAGGAACUUCAUGAGCUGGAUGAGAUGAAGAGAGAAUGUUAUGAGUGGAUCACUACAUGUUCUCACCUCCUUUCUGGGAUCAAAGGCAGAAAAAAAAAGUUACUGACAAAGGAAGAAAAAGAACACCUACUUGGAGAAGAGGAUUUUGUUAAAGAAUUAAUUGAACGUGAAAUAGAUGGGCCUUUUAGAAAGGAGGAAGAAGAAAGCACAAAUGAUUUUGAGAUGGAAACAGAAAAAGAAGAGAAGCCUUCAACAUCUACAGAGGAGGAAAAACUCAUUCGAGUAAUUGAAAAAGAUGAAAAUGUUCAUUCCAAGCCUCUUUUUGGAGCAGAUGUGUUUUCUUCCUGGAGAGAAUCAGCUAAUCAAGGAACAUUGGCCCCAAAGUAUCUUGAAGCAAUGGCUAUAAUUGAACGCACACAGGAGAAGUUAAUAUUUCGGUACCGGCUCUUUGCUUACUUGGAUUUGACAGCCUUUUGGAUUCCAUAUUUUGUAUUUCGGCACAUCUGCGUAGUUCAAAGCUUUGCCUGCUCCUUUGGCUUCAGAGUCUCCCAUUGCCUCCAGCCAAGACUACUCAACCUAUGGCUUUCAGCACUGCCACUCCCCCACAACCACGUAUGGUCCUUGAGAGUAGGGAGAAAAACUUUUUUUGAGAAGAUAUGGAAAUGUUUUCAGAAAUGGAUGAAAUAUCCUUUUGAAACAAAACUCAAAGUUAUCAUCUCAGUACACAGUAACUAUAUAAGCUGAUUUUUUUAAAAAUUAUUUAUUCAUGAGAGACACACAGAGAGAGACAGAGACAUAGGUAGAGGGAGAAGCAGGCUCCCUAUGGGGAGCUUGAUGCGGGACUUUAUCCCAGGACCCUGGGAUCAUGCCCUGAGCCAAAGACAGGUGCUCAACCACUUGAGGACCCAGGUGCCUGCCCUAAGCUAAUUGUUAACAUAAUAAAUGAAUUGGGCAUGAUUGUAUGAAUAUGUAGGUUUUGAAAUAAUCUAACAGUUCUGCAUAAUCUUGGGAAGAUGCACUGCUUGGCUAACACCCUAGGGUUUGCAGGCUUGGGCUAGAAUGUGUGGUUUCCCCAGCUUUGGAUGGAGGUGAGGAAGAGGCUUAGAGACAUAUGACAGACACGGCCCUAGGAUGGCAUCAUUAUAUACUGCUAUAUUAUCACGUACUGCUAGAGAGUUUUUGGUCUUUUGUUGUUGGAGAACAGGAGGAUUGGCAGAGAGGGCAGUAAUGUGGAAGUAAUCCAGAGGGAACAGGAAAGGUUAAGCAUCCUUGAUCUGGGCCUUGUUUCUGUUACUUAAACAGAGUGGGCAACCAGCCGGUCCCUAACAGACAAAAUGCUAUAAAAGUUUCCAGGUCCAUUCCUAGGAGCUCAGAAUACAUUUUCUCUCUGAAAUAAUGCUCCAUAGUGAUUUAUAGACUAACAUUCAUAAACAAAAACCCUUUACAGGUGUGUUUAUAGAAAAUGCUUAAAGUUCUCAUUUAGGGAUAGCAGGAACACAUCUCCAAUAUAAUAUCUUUGAAUAACAUAAAGAGUAAAAAGGCAGUUUGUAGGACAGAGCAACCACCAAAUAGUUGCCACCAUUUCUUUCUGUACUGGCAAUAUGGAAAUUCCCUUUAUAAGAAGCAUUUUAGUAAUAUACAUGAUGUUAGUAAUAUUUUUAUAAUGUUAGUAAGAUUUUAUAAUAUUGAUUUUUUAAGUCUAUAUAGAGGAUUUGCUAUAUACCUCAAGAGGCUUUCUUAUUUACUUGGCUAAUUUUUUUUUCUGUAGAUACAUAUUUCUAAUUGUGUAAGAGAAGUUAAUGGAAAGUAAGACAAUAUAUUUAUAUUAAAGAAUAUCUGUACUGGAAAAGAAUACUCCAGGGCACUUAUAGAUCACAUAAUGUCACCACUGUUUGAGAAAUAAGCAAGCUGGUUAAUGCUGUACUGAGAAUAUAUCAGCCCCAUGUUUCCAGUGAUGCUCCUUCAGAUUUUAGGCAACAUGUAUCAGGUAAAUGUUUUUGUCCUUUUAUUUCUCCAUUUUAAAAAGGAGUCUCCAUAAAAAGAAUCCCUUUUAAAUUCUUUUAAUUAGAUGUGAAUUUUUAUAUUCAGCCCAAGUACAUCUUAUUUUCUUUCAUCUGCUCAGGAACAUUUAAGUGUCUCUGUGGUGCCAAUAUGUGGGUUAGAUGUGGAGACCAUAGGGUGGGACACACAAGGUUGAGUGGUGGAGGUGGUGGUGGUGGGGCAAGUGACCAAGAGUUCAUAGUACAGCUGGAGAGGAGUAAGCAUCUUAACUACAGGAUGACAGUGAAGUGUGAUGAACACAGUAAAAGGGACAUGUAGAAAGGGCCACAGGAGCAGGAAAGACCUUGCCAAAGGGGCCAGAGGGUGUACAGUAAAAAAAAAAAAAAAAGACAUUUGAACUAUAUCUUUGAAAGUCAAAAUUUAGCCA